AUGCGACGCAGCAGCAGAAAACAAGGGCGAUGGCAAGCUGUUCCGGCCGCGUUCACCGCAUGGCUGCGGCGUUGUCGGUGACGCACAUAUGCAAGCGCCGAUACGUCCGUUACCUGUGGUCGGCAUGCCACCGACUAUAGCACAGUCGCGCAUUCGUGGCUGCUCGGCUCCUGCCUUCUGCGCUCUAAGCAAGAUGGAGGUGGCUCUUUCCUCGAGCAAGUGUCGGUUCGACUGGCUCAUGUGACAGGUUUCGAAGCAGCACAACGCCAAUUUUGACCUUCGCCGCUGAUCGCCUGUCUGUACGGAGAAGAAUGCCCUACGGAUUUGGUGGUGGCGUUAGCAUUGCUGUGGAUGGCCACGCGGACGCACGCAUCAGAUCUAGUAUUUCUCUACCCAACGAUAACGUUCCCAAGAAACAUCACAAUGGGCCUUGGCAGCUUUGUCAACUUCCGUUGUGAGUUGAAUAUAAGUGCUGGCUCGGCCAAUGAAAUGGUGUGGCUUCAUGAGGGAACGCGCAUUAUAGACAAUGGCCGGCGCCACUCAAGCCUCGAAGUGCCUUCCGAAGGCCGCUACAUAAGCCACCUUGAGCUGCGAGAACUCGAGGACAUUGAUGCUGGCCGCUACACAUGCGAUGCCAAAGUCAGACUCGACAACCUCAACCUGGUGCAAGUGGUCCCGGACAGCGUAUAUCUCAGCGUGGCUGACUACAAGAAGGCGCACUGGAGCCAGCCUUGCCUACAGUUGCAGACAAUGAAGACAUGCGUGGACGCGAACACAGCAUGCUUACGUGACCAGCCACCUAGUAGGACCACUCCGACGGGCUGGUCGUGCCAAUGCCUCGACCAAUUUCCCAUUCACAUAUCUGCUCUCGGGAGAUGUGGAAAAGGAUCACACCUCGGUGACAGCUGCGAUGAUGACAGCCAGUGCCGCUGGUUCACGCAAUUUGCGGUUUGUUUGCGUGGCUGGUGCCAAUGCGCGGACGCCUACAUUGUAGCUCUAGGAGGCAGUGAAUGCAUACCAGUGGUCCCUGAGGGCCGAGAUUGCACAAUGGACUGGGAGUGCGAACGCUCUGGCAUGGUAUGCAUCGAACGCAGCUGCCGUCACAAAGUCGAAUUCAAGUCACGCUCAUCUGAACAGAACCUAUGUAACGCGGUCUCCGGAGGCCAGAUAGCAGUGCUGACGCUUCUGUCGAUUAUUGGUGCCUGCCUUCUUUUCUACCUGGUCAUUCUUCUACUCCGCCGUUUCAGAAGCAAGAAAAAAAAGCAUGAGGAGCCCAUUUACAUUGUGCCACUGAAGAGGUGACGUACGGAACGGCCUGUAAACAAGAAAAUCACAAAGUGCAAUAACAUUGUUGGGCAAAUUAUUUACGAAGGAGCGCUGUGCACUGAGGAAUUCUGUGCGUAGGUUUGCUGCAGCGGGCAAUAUACAUUGUAUGUUCCAUGUUACUUUUUCUUGGACCCAAGGCUCGUGGUGUUCGCAAACGUGAAAAGCACACUACAGUGUCAGUUUGUGGUACAGUGUGAAUGUUUUUUGACAUUUCUAUUUUUUCGUUAUCCGUGUAUGGGAUCGUGACGAGAAGAAGAUGUACUCAGCCAUAAAGGACAUUAAAUAUAUGAGUAAAUAAUGUUUUUCAGUUUUGUAAUUAACAAAAUAUGGGUGCUAUCAAAGAUGCCAAUUCAAAGAGCCAAAUGGCGCCUUAGAAUUUACAUCACCUCUAACAGCAUUUUAUGACAGAAGUUCUUCGCAGUGGUGAGUGAAAUGUAGGCGGCUUUUACCCGGUGAUAACACAUUUCUUGCAACAACUUUUACAGAAAGGGUUUUCAAGAAUGUCGCAUGCUAUUUAAAAAUUACAGAAAGGAAGCAUCUGCGUACUACCUGCGGUGUUCCUUUUACUGUGGAAGAAUGCAUCUUCAGAUGUGCACAAACAUUAAAAUGGUAGUAAUUAUUAAAACUUAAACAAUUAGCUUUUUAACCAAUUAGGUUCACUUGGCGAAUUCAGGUCCUUCCUGGAAAUAGUGCACAGUAACUUUGAAACUCUCAAAUAACUGUGGAUGCUAUAAGACACUAUGUGUCCAUCAGCUUUUUACAAGGCUGCAUUACGUUUGCCAGCGCGAGAUCACAAUGUCUCCCUAUCGUAGCAUUUGUACAAAUGUUUAGUAUUUGUUACCUAGUGUGUAAAUAUAAUGAAAGGAAAUAAAACAGAAUGCUCAAGUCGUUUUCAAGUAUUAGUAAA
Rhipicephalus microplus (southern cattle tick) is the source of this 2233-nucleotide messenger RNA. RefSeq lists its product as uncharacterized. Lineage: Eukaryota; Metazoa; Arthropoda; Arachnida; Ixodida; Ixodidae. The record is from RefSeq and is a predicted model, not a curated record.